Dermacentor andersoni is the source of this 2065-nucleotide messenger RNA. RefSeq names its product sulfotransferase 1C2-like. The record is from RefSeq and is a predicted model, not a curated record. Gene Ontology annotation, molecular function: sulfotransferase activity. NCBI's taxonomy places the organism in Eukaryota, Metazoa, Arthropoda, Arachnida, Ixodida, Ixodidae.
GCGCAGGAAGUGACGCUAAGCUUGUGACGCAGUUAUAGCGGUUGCCACGGGAAAGAGAAUGCAAUGAACGUGGCCUCCGAGAUUACACGGCGAACCGGUGGUGCCAUCUCGAAGGCCCCGACCAUGGAGACUACGCUCUCCCCCAUUUUGAGUGCUGCUCUCUUUCGAGCGCCUCUUCCUCUUCACAAUCAGGCACACGCACACUGGCUAAACUAUCUGGCGGAGUGCUUGGUGGCUUGUGGGCGUGACGUCCACUCGGGCUCUCUCCAGCAGCAGCUCUUGCGGCGCUCUGGUACCCUCCCGUUGCCGGCCAACAGAACCCGGACGCGCGCUGACGCGGCAGCUCGGCUCAUCUUCCCGCAAGGUAGAAGGAACAGCCCUUGACAUCGGCUUGCCGUGGCGUCUCCACCAAACUUACGCGAGGAGAAAAGCGGCAAGAAAAUGGCUACUACGCAGGCAUUCGAACCCGGCUCUCAAGACCUUUACCGAGAUGUGGAGGGAGUGUACCUCAACGUGGGGUAUCCGGAGGAAAACGUGCGCUCCGCGUUAUCCUACACACCGCUAGACGGCGACCUCUUCGUUGCGAGUUACCCGAAAUGCGGCACCACUUGGAUGCAGCACAUCGUGUACAGCAUACUGCGCGACGGCGCGGCCCCAGCGAACAUCAUGGAAUUCUUGAGCAGCAGUCCGUUCUUGGACUUCAUGGGAGCCGACGUUGCGCGCGUUAUGCCUCGGCCCGGGGCCAUCAAGACCCACUUGCCGUUCAACAAGGUCCCUUACUCGUCUCAGGCCAAGUACAUCUACAUAACCCGUAACCCUUACGACUGCUGCGUGUCGGCCUAUUACCACGUGAAGAGCUUCCACGCGAUGCUUUUCGGCGGCACGUUCGACGAGUACUUUGACAUGUUCGUUGAAGGAAAAGUCGACUACGGUGACUACUUCGCCCACCUUCUGUCCUGGUACGAACACCGCGGCGACGACAACGUGCUGUUCCUGACGUACGAGGAGCUCAAGAAGGACUCUCGUGGCUGCGUGCUGAAGAUCGCCGACUUCGUCGACAAGCAACAGUACGGUGACAGGCUGAGACAGCACCCGGAAGUUUUGGACAAGGUUCUCGACACGAUUAGCCUCGAGUCCAUGAGAAAGCUUUAUUCCCAAUUGGGAGAAUGGGCCAAACAAAUGAUCAACACGCCGUUAGAAGCACUGCCCGAAUCGAUGAGGUCGGCAGUCGAAACUAUGAAACAAAUGUUCUCGAAGCCGAUCAAAGGAGAGUUCGUGAGGAAAGGCAUUGUGGGAGACUGGAAAAACCACUUUUCGUCGGAGCAGGUCACAAGAAUGAAAGAGCUGAUCGCUGCAAAGACAGCCGGUAGCGACGUCAUGGAUCUCUGGAAGGACACGGACCUACCCCGAUGAAGAAGGAAUGGAAUGGAAUGGAAAAACUUUAUUUCUCUAUAUCUCAGAGAGAUUGGCGGUGGGCCGGUGUCUUCAUGUUUUGAGUCCUGGCCGCUUCACAAGGUCGGCGCCCCUAUUCCAGGGCACCGCUGAGUCUUGCUGCCUCGCAGGCGUGCUGCACAAUUGCCCGUCGGGCUGUGAGCUCGCUGUUGGUGAGCAGACCCUCCCAUUGUUCCGCACUUGGGUUAUUUACUUUAUGGAAUGCGAAAUUACGCUUGCAUUCCCACGUGAUGUGCUAUAACGUGGGGGUUGUUCCGCACCACGGACAUGUAUCCCUUUACUGGGUAGGGAACAUUUUGUGUAAUGUGUGCAGGUUGAAGAACGUACCUGCUUGCAGUCUUCGCCAGCUUACUGCCUCAUGUUGUGUGAGCGAUGUGUGGGGUGGGGGGUAUUUAAGUCUCCUUCCUCUGUAGUGGUUAAGUAUUUCUGCAUACGUCGGCUCCACCGUUAAGGGGGCCUCUAGGGUUUCCGACUGCCCUGCUCGGUGCGUGAGUUCGCGAACCAGGCGGUCCACCCUUGAGUUGCCCUCUAUCCCGGUGUGUGCCGGUAUCCAGAAGAUCCUAUGUUUUAUCUUUUUGUUAGGAGGCUCUGUUUUGAGGAGGAUUCUCAGUGC